Molecule: messenger RNA, 594 nt
Organism: Caenorhabditis remanei
Lineage: Eukaryota; Metazoa; Nematoda; Chromadorea; Rhabditida; Rhabditidae
Exons: 3
Coding region: 1-594 (197 amino acids)
Source: RefSeq, a predicted model, not a curated record
AUGGAAGUUGGAGCCCCUGUAUCCGAAGAUUUGACCACUUUCUUGCAAAGAAUGACAUUAAUUGUCAUCAAACCAAUCCCUGUGGAACUGUUAGCACAACUCUACUGUGUACAAGAGAUUGGUUUGGAGAAAUCGGUGAUAACCUCUAUUAAACGUGCAUCUAAAUUCGCUGCCGGAGCACUCGGAGAGCAUGUGGAGAGAGCGGUGAAACGAGAAGUCCAUGUGCUCGCUCGAAAUGCUGAACUCCGCAAGAAUGGUCUCUGUUCCAAACAGAGAGUCGCCAAAGCAGUCGCACAUGCUAUCGCAAAACGACACAGAGAUAAGGAAGCCAAGACGGAAAAAAAAGCUAAACGAGAAAUUGAGGAGAAGAAGCGAAUGUGUGCAGGAAUUGCUGAAAUGGUUGAUAAAUUGGUGGACUUCCGAGCGAAUGAAAUCAAAUUUGGACAAGUAAAUGGAAUUUUGAGUAUUGUUCAAGACCGAAAUCUCCUUCCAUUGCUUCUCAUGACAACAAUGAAGAGUUCCACGUUGGUUCAAACUCUCAAAAAGUUGAUGAGAAGACUAUUGCUGAAGCUGAAAAUCCGUAAACAAAUAUGA